This is a messenger RNA of Drosophila ficusphila, 3200 nucleotides long. It is a transcript of the gene PIG-N, whose product is annotated as GPI ethanolamine phosphate transferase 1. The record is from RefSeq and is a predicted model, not a curated record. Gene Ontology annotation, cellular component: endoplasmic reticulum membrane. Lineage: Eukaryota; Metazoa; Arthropoda; Insecta; Diptera; Drosophilidae. Bases 99 to 2783 code for a protein of 894 amino acids. Gene Ontology annotation, molecular function: mannose-ethanolamine phosphotransferase activity. The transcript has 2 exons. Gene Ontology annotation, biological process: GPI anchor biosynthetic process.
AAAAUUUCUGCCAUUACUGACUGCCUGUAUCGAUAUCGGGCGCUUACUCACUCCCCCUGACAGCUGAUUGGCAUUUGAAAACAAACAUUGCGGCCAAGAUGUGGAUUCCCUACGCCCUGGUGGUCCACGUACUGCUCCUGGGCUCAAUAUUUGUGAUCUACUUUCGUUCACCGGUGAUUACGGGCUUGACUCCCCAGAAGCGUCCAUUAUUCUACGGAUUGGAGCCACCGGCGAAUCGCUUAGUUCUAAUCGUGUUGGACGGAUUCCGCGCUGACUCCUUCUUUGAGGAAAAUUGCCGCUAUGUGCCGCACCUGCGCGAGAUCUUCCUGCGUGAGGGCAUGGUGGGCGUCUCACGCACUCGUGUGCCCACGGAAACGCGACCCGGGCAUAUAACCCUGAUCGCCGGUUUGUACGAAGAUCCAUCCGCAGUGCUGCGUGGUUGGAAGAGAAACCCCAUCGACUUCGAUACGGUAUUCAAUCGGAGCUCACAGACAUACGCUUGGGGCGCCGAAGAUGUGCUUCAUGUGUUCUCAAAAAUCUCGAAAGGGGAGAACAUGCAUUUCCGUUCCUACUUCGACGACCUGGACUUCUCGCCGGGAUACAAUGCCUACGAACUGGAUGAGUGGGUCUUUAAGCGAGUCAAGUUGUUGCUCCAGGACAAGAGUGAGUCUCUGCAGCAGUCAAAGAAUGUGGUAUUCUUUCUGCAUCUCCUGGGCUUGGACACCUCGGGACAUGUGCACAAGCCGGGAUCACCGAAGUUUCGAGAGACCGUUGACAAGACGGAAAAAGGAGUUUACGAAAUCUAUCAGGAGUUCGAGCGGGUGUUUCCAGACAAGCGAACCGCUUACCUACUGACAGCUGACCAUGGAAUGACUGAUUCAGGAGCGCAUGGAGCUGGGUCGCUCCAUGAAACGGACACGCCUUUUGUACUGUGGGGCGCAGGAGUUGCCAGGACAGCUCCCAAUCCCGGAGGCCGCACAUUUAUGCCCAACAAUGAAGGUCCCGCGAUGCCAAUGUACGAACUGGAGCAGGCACAGCUCACACCCUUGAUGUCCGCCUUGGUGGGCCUGGCUCCGCCAAUGAACAACUUUGGAACGCUGCCCAUAGGCUACAUGAAUGUCAGCAAGGAGUACGAGGCAAUAGCGAACUAUUUGAACGCUCUGCAGUUGCUGGAGCAAUAUGUAGCCCUUCAAGAGGUACACAAAAAAGGAAUGUUUGCGAUGGUUUUAUCCGAGUUUAAUGUUCUCUCCACGGAAGCAAUCAAAAGUUACAAGGACAGCAUUGUAAAGCUGCAGAAGAACAGGGAAUAUACAAAAGCAUUGGCUAGGAGUCAAGUCAUUAUGGCACAAGCCCUCGACGGCAUUGACUACUACCAUGGUUAUUACCGUAGAGCUCUCCUACUGUGCACCACUUCAACAUUCCUCGGAUGGAUUUUCUAUUUGUACCGAUUGUUGACUCGGAACCGGGCCGGUAAAGUAGAGCUCAUUCUGGAGAGGAGCACAAAAACCGUAAGAACGAGCCUUGGAACUUCUGUGGUGCUGUUAGUGCUAUUUCUGCUGGGCCAAGGAACACCCCUGGAUAUAUCGUUUUAUCUUUUGCUCCCGUUCUUCGUCUGGCUGAAGGCUUUGCAGCCAUGGAAUCUUUGCUUCUCCUCCUCACCAGCAUCGGCGUACAGUGCUCCAGCCUUGAAGACCACAAUGUGGCAGCUCAUAUUGAUUAUAGCUUGUGCGGAGCUGAUGGUAUUCACCUUUUUUGAGCGCCGCCUGAUCUCGCUCUCGUUCUUCGUCUUCGCCUGCUAUAAUGGCUGGAGUAACUUCGAGCCCAAGUCGAGGGAUUUUUUCACCUGGUUAACGUUGGUCGUAGUCCUGGCCUUCUUCCCCCUGCUUCCGCUGUCAGUGGGCUAUCAGAAUGGUUACCUACUUGGAGCUGGGGUAAUUGUGAUUCUCCUGAACUCACUUUGGAAGACAAGGACGAGAUUAAGCUACAGCAAUCACACAAAAUUCUUCAAUGCUCUGAUCCUCCUACAAACCAUUUUGUGUGCCUAUCUGCACUCACACGGGAGAAACAUUCCUUUACCCCUUAAUGUAACCAGCUGGGUGUUCCUGGUAUACGCCUUCGCAUCUGUUGUGCUGAGCAAAGAAUCAAGACUGGAAUUGCGUCUGGCCCAGAUUGGCUUUAAUUUGGGAUCCCUGUACGCCACAUUAUGCACCUCAUACGAGGCUGUAUUUGUCCAACUACUGACACUAGAGCUGAGUAUAUCGCUGAGUGCCCAGAAUGCACAGGCGGAGAAGUCGGUGCUCCGACUGGCCUUCACUCUGCUCCUGUACACUUUCUUCUCGCUCUUUGGUUCGGGCAACAUAGCCUCCAUCAGCUCCUUUGAUCCCAACAUCGCUCGCUGCUACCUCAGCCACUUUGCUCCGUUUGUGAUCAUGGGCCUGGUGCUGCUGAAGCUUCUCGUGCCGGUGGUGCUGAUCAUGUCGGUGGUCUAUGCCCAGAGCGAGUUUGUCCGCCAGCACGAGGAGCAGAUAUUCAUCUGCCUGCUGCUCAUCUGCGAUGUGAUGGGUCUGAACUUCCUGUUCCUAGUGCGUAACCAGGGAUCCUGGCUGGACAUCGGCACCUCAAUAUCGCAUUUUGUCAUCAUGGAAGUUACUACGUUGGUCAUCCUCGUGCUGUUCUAUGCCGCCAAGCAGCUGCUGCUGGUACUCCCUUGGGAGGAAAUCAACAUAAGAAGUCUGCCGUUACGCCUCAUCCACUGGGAGGUGAUCAGUGCCAAGAAUCACUAACCCGAACCAGCCAUAAACCGCCUUGAGAAAACUGUUGGCUACGCUUAAACAUUUAUAUCCGAUAAUAUUUACAACACUAAUUAAGAAUUAGUAGCAUACACUUGUAAAUUAUAGAAUCUAAUGCUAGGAAUGUGUCUGUGUGUAGGUAAGGGUCAGGGUGGAUCGAUUUUUUGUAUAUAAAAAUGAUAGUUUUUAGUUCUUUAAAAACCAAAGAAAACUUUCUAUCUAUACUCAAAGGAUUUGACAAGAAAUUGUAAUGAAAAGUAUUUUAUCUGCAUAGAAUGACUUAAUUAAAAAUUGACUUAAGUUUGAUCGGAAGCUAUAGAAUUAUACUUCUACCUCUUGUAUAUUGAAUAGAUAAUUGAUACUAAAUAAUCUUGUAAAAUAAACUUGAUGAGUGUCUUACAAAAUUUAAAA